This is a messenger RNA of Cimex lectularius (bed bug), 561 nucleotides long. It is a transcript of the gene RpLP2, whose product is annotated as 60S acidic ribosomal protein P2. The transcript has 3 exons. Gene Ontology annotation, biological process: translation; cytoplasmic translational elongation. The record is from RefSeq and is a predicted model, not a curated record. Gene Ontology annotation, molecular function: structural constituent of ribosome. The coding region runs from base 112 to 462 and encodes 116 amino acids. NCBI's taxonomy places the organism in Eukaryota, Metazoa, Arthropoda, Insecta, Hemiptera, Cimicidae. Gene Ontology annotation, cellular component: cytosolic large ribosomal subunit; ribosome.
AGACGAAUCACAAACCAACUCUUUACAGUUCAGAACUUCAGACUUUCAGAGUUCAGACGUACUGUGAACUUUUAGGAGCGUGUCAACGUUUCGUGUCUUAAGACUUAAAAAAUGCGUUACGUGGCCGCUUAUUUGCUGUCCGCCCUUGGCGGAAAAGAUAACCCGACUGAAAGCGACAUCGAGAAAAUCCUUAGCUCUGUCGGUAUCGAAGCUGAUUCCGAAAGGCUUAAGAAAGUCGUAUCGGAGCUGAAAGGAAAGAACCUCGAAGAGGUCGUAAACAAGGGCAAAGAGAAGCUCGCUUCCGUUCCCUGCGGAGGAGGAGCCGCUGUCGCUGCGACUGCUGCCCCUGCUGCAGCUGGUGCUGCAUCACCGACCAAAGCUGCAGCUGAGUCUAAAAAAGAAGAAAAGAAAGAAGAAUCAGACCAGUCGGAUGACGACAUGGGCUUCGGACUUUUCGAUUAAAUCUUCAAAUUCCAGGCCUACUGACAUCAGGCGAUAUAAAGAUGUGAUUAUGUUUUUAUGAUGUAUGAUGAACUGUAAUAAACUGGAAUUUUUUAAUAA